Messenger RNA from Lytechinus pictus (painted urchin), 9371 nucleotides. Its product is annotated as ubiquitin carboxyl-terminal hydrolase 16-like. Gene Ontology annotation, molecular function: cysteine-type deubiquitinase activity; zinc ion binding. The record is from RefSeq and is a predicted model, not a curated record. Gene Ontology annotation, biological process: protein deubiquitination. The coding region runs from base 210 to 3590 and encodes 1126 amino acids. NCBI's taxonomy places the organism in Eukaryota, Metazoa, Echinodermata, Echinoidea, Temnopleuroida, Toxopneustidae. The transcript is spliced from 19 exons.
GAAUAGGGUCUAAAAAAGAGGAUGGUACAACUUCCGAGAAGGUCGUUCGGGGUUGUUUUAUAUACCGUGAUUUUUUAGAAGUCUUUAUUUUAUGGGUGGAUUAAUGUUGUUCUAGAAGUCUAAAUGAUUAUAUCCCUACCUUGAGCUGUUGAUAUUGUAUGCAAAAGGGUAUUUUUUAAUUUGGUGAUGUGACAUUGGAUUUUGUCUCAAUGCGAGUGAAGGAAGGAGCAACUGGACCUGCCGAUAUGGGUAAGAAGAGAAACAGAACCAAGCAAACUGACUAUCAUAAUACAUCAGAUGAAGAAACCGUUAAAGGUAAAGAAUGUACCCAUCUUGAGAAGUCUGUCAGCUUGAAUGGUGUGAAGAAGGGUCUCAAGAAUUAUGGCUUUGGACAGUGCUCAUCAUGUACUAGUGAUAAGGGAAGUGGAAGCAGUGGUAAGAAAAGCAGUUCUGUUGAUGAAGUAGAUGGUGAUGUCUUUGAUGAGCCGGUCAUAUGGCUUUGUCUAGCAUGUGGAAGUCAGGGAUGUUGCCGUAAUAGUCCAGCCCAGCACGCCUUGAAACAUUUUGAGACACCUAGGUCAGGUUCACAUUCUGUAGCUGUCUGCUUGGCUAAUUGGAAUGUGUGGUGUUACAAGUGUGAUGAUGCAAUCAGCCCAUCAGAGAGCAAGAAAUUAGGAGAGUGUAUGGAUUGGAUUAAGAAACAGGCAUUUCAACAAAAACCUGCUGAAAAAUCAGCCAGUAAAAAGAAGAGCAAAGAAGCAGACGUUGAUGAGAGCCAUGUCAGAACAUCGUCAUCUCCAAUACGAUCACCACUACUUACAAGGGAGGGAUCACUACCUAAAGUUAGGGGGCUAAACAACCUUGGCAAUACCUGUUUCUUCAAUGCUGUAAUGCAGAACCUGACUCAAACCCAUGUCUUGAGAGAUCUUCUUCAUGAGAAAUGGUCAUCGGGUAAACAGCUUGUUGUUCCCACGGAUACACAUCUUUCUGUCUCCACCAAUCAAAAUGGAAUCGGCAAAGACUCUGAGAAAGAGCCAUUGGAACCGAUCACCAUUACAGUAGCUCCCCUACAGCCCUUGACAUCAUCAUUGAUUGAAUUCUUAGAUGAAAUGCAGAAACCAACCAAGUCAACAUCAAUCAAUCCAAGAGCUCUCUUCAAUCAAGUUUGCAAUAAAGCAUCAAGGUUUAAAGGUUACCAACAACAGGAUAGUCAUGAACUAUUGAGAUAUCUACUUGAUGGAAUGAAAGCUGAAGAGAUCAAGCGUAUGCAACAAGGAUUGACUUCAACUUUUGAUGUAAAGAAGGCCAAGGUGAAGAACCUAGACGAGGCAACUAAGAAAAAAAUAAAAGAGUAUGGUAAUCACAGCAAACACACAUUUGUUGAUACAGUGUUUGGAGGUCACCUGAUCAGCUCAGUCAAAUGCAACGAAUGUCUUAAUAUUUCAGAAAUUCUUGAACCAUUCCUAGACCUGUCUUUGCCAAUCACUGAAGCCAAGGGCAGCAAAAGAAACCUCUCAAGUAGUAAAAGCCUUGAUAGACCAUCAAUGAAUGACCAGCAGACGUCACACGACAGCGACAAACAGACCUUGGCUGCUACAGCUGCAGCAGCGUCAGUACCAGAGGAAACAAAACUCAGUAAACAUCAGAUCAAUAAACAAAAGGAGAAGACCAAAAAAGAAGCAAGAAGGAAAACAAAGAAAAACAGGACUCUUUCCCAAUCCGAGGAUCCCAUAGAUGAAAAGAAAGAUUCUCCCAUUCAGUCUGACAAUGAAGAAGAAGAAAGGAGAGAAGAAGGAGUCGGCUACCGAGAUCCUAACGAUGCGGACAGUGAGGCAUCGGUCCUUGAUCGUCUUAGUAAUGCUGGAAGCAGUAGGAGAUGCAGUGAACAGACUGCUGCAGGUGAUGUUGGUAUUGGUGGUCUGCCUAACAACCUUCCUGAAGUUCCAUCAGAGAAGGAGAACGAAGAAGCUCAUGAGUCGCAGAAUGGUUUGGAUAAGGUCGGAAGCACGGAUCGGCUGUCUUUGAGCAGUAGAGCCAGCACGAGUAGUAGUUCAAGUAGACUUAGUCCGUUGCCCCAGGGGAAUUCUUUCAAGGCAUUGGGUGAUGAACUCUCUGCAACGACGGAUGAUGAUAAGAGAACUGGUAGCGAAGAGGGCAAGGUGGUUAAGGAGAGUGGAGAUGUCAAAAACAUUCGUAACAAGAUGGCAUCGCUGGGUUUACAGGAUUCAGAAAAGAGGACAGUUCAAGUAGAAGAAAGGGCUGAUGAGAAAUGUGAGCAAAACAUGAAGGUUGAACCAAGUGUGAAUGAGAAUGGAAAGGAAGCGCCUAAAGUGAACGGCACUAUGGAUGAUUCUGAUGACAAGGCUGGUGAGAAUGGCAAGGAUGGUUCAGAUAUGCUGAAGAACAAGGAGGAGCCUCCGGUGCAGAACGGUGUGGAAUCUGAUGACCCUAAGAUUGAGAAGCUUCACGGUGGCAAUGAGAGAACUUUAAAUGGGCCCACUGGAAUAGCACCCCUAGCUAAGAUUCAUGAACUAGGUGAAAGCCUUGCCGAGUGUAAUCAUGUGGAUUCAAAGAAAAGUAAGAACACAUCUAAUGCCGCCUCAAAAGAAGAGAGCACAGCAUCUACAACGAACAAGAACAGUGGAUCUAAAAUGGGCAAGUCAAAACCCCAUCCAAUCUCAACUCAAACUGUCGCCAAGCUCAAUGCAAUGAGUCCUCCCGUUUCACCCGUAUCACCAACGAGCCGAGCCCGCGUUGCUUCGACCCUUGCCCCUAGGUACCAGCCUAAGAACCAGGAAUGCUCUGUGAUGUCUUGCCUCAACCAGUUCACAGCUCCAGAGCUACUCACAGGGACUAACAAGUUUGGAUGUGAGACCUGCACAAAAGCGCACAAAGUUGAAGGUAGAGAGAAGGUAAAGUAUACUGAUGCAAGCAAACAGCUUCUCAUCCAUCAACCACCACCAAUCCUUACCCUACAUCUCAAAAGAUUUCAACAGGUUGGUUACAAUCUUAGGAAGAUCACAAGACAUAUAGAGUUUCCUUCAAUCCUUGAUGUAGCUCCAUUCUGCAGCACAGCAUGCAAGAGAUAUGCAAACAGUGAGAACAGGGUUCUAUAUAGCCUGUAUGGUGUGGUAGAGCAUAGCGGAAGAUUACAGUUUGGUCAUUAUACAGCCUUUGUGAAAGUAAGACAACCAAAUCAGAAUUUAACCCUUUACACACUGGGAAUCCCAAGAACGUUAAAUCUUCUCAAUGAGACGUAUGAUCGACAAAGGACGGAGAAGAACAAUGAGGAGCGGCUCGCGAAGGAGAAGUUGCGGUCGUCUGGGAAGAAGCAUGAGGAGGGCAGCGAUGGAGAGAACACGGAGAAGAAGCCUGAAUCGCAGAAUAAAAUGAGCAACUCGGUAAAUCACUUGGUUCCAGAGCGAAACCACAUACAAAGCGCGGUUUUACCAUUUCAUGCCGGGCGUAACGUGAGUGUUCCGGUGGGCAAGUGGUACCAUAUCAGCGAUACGCAUGUGACCGAAGUGAACGAGAGUAAGGUCUUGAAUGCCCAAGCUUACAUUCUGUUUUAUGAACGACUUGUUUCAUAGUAAAGCUUCUUCCAGGUUAUGUUUUUAGUGCUGACUCAUGCAUGUACAUUGUCUUUGUGUUUCAAAUAUUCUCUUAUUAAAUAAAGCUUUGAUUGUGUUUCUGGGGAGUGUUUCAUCAAACCUCUUGUCAAUGAUUUUCAUUGACUAAAUUGCUCUUAGCCAAUCAGAUGCAAGAAUUUCAGUAGUUUAUAACAAUUGUCAGUGAAAGUCACUGAAAACUUGUUUAAUGAAAUGCUACCCAGAUGUUUGUUAAUACUAAAAAUCUUUACUUUUUGAAGAAGUUUUAAUCAUGUCAUAGAGGUACUUUUAAUGAAAUGACCUUUUGUAUAAGCAAUGAAAUUACACUAUCAACGAAAAACAAGAAACUUUGAUGAAUAUAAAUGAACAUCUUCUUCAGCCAUUUCUAAUGAUUUUUUGUUGUUGUUCAAACUGCAGAAAAUAUAAUUUACCUCAUGUCUAUUGAGAGAAUUGGAUGCCGUUAUAUGUCUGUAGUUGAUGGAAUUGAGUACAAAUCAACUUCAAAUAAUACAGAUCUAAGGAUACUGUCAAAGCUUUGAAGAAUAUAGCAUAGAUGAUGGGAUAUAUUCAACAAUUAUUUCAUGAUGUGCCAACAUUGAUAUUACUUGAGUACUCAAUUGCCAACAAAUAUGCAUUUUAUUUUAUAGAAAAUCCCUGGGUCUUGCUUCCUCUCUAUCUGCUAUAAAAUACAUAAAGUGUCUUUUUUGAGUAUGUUAAUGUGCUGCUCCAUGUGAAUCAGUGAACAGUGGCAUUAUAUAUCUAUUUUAUUCUUGUAUGUUGUUUGAAGAGAAAAGGUUAUUUGUGAAAAUGAAUCUCUGUUGAAUGUAAAUACAUGUAUGUAUGUAUACUGCAGCUGAUGAAUAUGAGUUCUGAUAUUUGUUUCUCUGACUUUCUUGAUGAUACCUCUGGAAUCCUUUUAUUUUUUUUUGUCUGAACACUUUCAAUAUGAACUACAUGUAGGCUUGAUCAUUCAUACGGGGGCUUCAAAACAACCUAAAAAUGAGAUCAUAGAUUUUUUUUUCUAGUGAAUGAAUUUAACUAAUACAGAGAUACAGACCUCUCUUUCUAAUACUCUUCGUUCUUCAUUCUUUCCUUUUUUAAAUUUUUAACUCUUUUGUCCUCUUCUUUUCUCCAUCACUUGAAAAAUAUCAAGCUGUGGAAGAUUCCACAUCACAUGAUUAUUAUGCACUAGCUUCUUAUUUAUCUUCCCUGUGAAAAUUCUUGGGGGGGGGGGUCUUCUUUUUUCCUUCUUUUUAGGUUACGUUGUCAGCAAGAUAUUAUACAAUGAAUUUAUAUAUGUAAAUUCAAGGAGCUUCGAAGUUAUGAAAGUUUUGAAGCUUCCCAAUUCCUAUCAUUUGAUGUUAAUGGUAAAUGUAGAUGUAGAUGCAAGAAAGAAGAUGUUUCAAUUUUUUAUUCAGAACCUUUCAACUCAUGGAUGAUGAUGAUUUUUUUUUAUAUCUCAUGUGUGCCUCCUGGUCCGAACAGCAUACAUGAGCUGAGAUAAUAGAGGACAAUCAAAAUUAUAUUAUUUCUUCAAGUAUGUAACAGCAUAAAUAUUAUGUGAGAAAAUGCAGUCAAAUGGUAUUCGAAAGGUUUGUAGAUAUUAAUGGUUUAUAAAUGUAUACACAAUGGAUUAUUGUACAAUGCGGGAAGUAGAGGUAGUAGACAAUGUCUCUUAUACAUGUAGAAUACAUUCUGACAUCUCAUAUUUCUAUCCAAUUCUUCAUCUUAUUUCACAGAUUUCCCAUUUCUCUUUGUGUAAAUCUCGUGUAAAAUAUCAUGCAUUAUAUUUGUUUGUCCCUUUUUGUCCCCCCCCCCCUCCUGGGAGUUGCUCCUUUAUUUAACAAUUGAAGUCAUCAGCUUAUGCAUCUUACAGCCUACAUAGUUCAAAGAUAACACACUCUUGAAAUAUCCUUCUGGAAGAUCAAAACCUGCACUUGGUGAUAGAGCAUUUGCACAUGCAGCUCCCAAAUUAUGGAACAUACUCCCAAACUAUAUAAGGGAAUCACUCAAUGUUAGUAUGUAAAAGACACAUCUUAAGACUUAUCUUUUCAGUAAUUCGUAUCAUUCAUUUUGUUAUGCGCAGCAGAAGAUAUUAUUACAGUAGCUGUGCAACAUAAAUACUCUUUUAUUAUUAUUUUUCUUUCCAGACUAGAAGCAUGUACAGUUAACAAUGUUUUUAAAUGUGUAUAUUUUACAUGUAUGUUUCCUGCAGUUUAGUUUUUAAAUGUAAUAUUGCAACUCAAACCAAUGUUGAAUGAAUUCAUGCUGCUUACAAGAGUUUCUUCCUGUAUAAAUGAAUUAGCCUGCAGGUGGAAAACGUAAUUUUGUUUUCAGAUCUCCGCUCUAUUGGACUUUGAUUUUUUUAUCUCUCAACAUUUCUCGUUCUUGUUUGUCCCAAUCAACUUUGAAUAUUUUAUUUCAAUUUUGUAACGCUUAUCUAUUAAGCUGGCCUUGAGGUUUUUUUUCUGAAUGUAGCCCUCGCUAUUGUGAAAAAAGCUUAGAGAUAAUGUUAGAUUGAUAAGUAUUUCAAAAUGAUCCAGAUAUAAAGUUGAUUCCAAGAGCUGCAGUCAUGCACAGUCAUGUUUGAUGUAUGUGAUGUGAUGUGGCUGCAGUGAUGUGUACAUGUAUGUGCACAAAAUUCUCACGAUCUGCUUCAAAAACUCCUCUAAACUCCUCUGGUAAUUUUGAAUUCAAAGUAGAUUGGGACUGCUUAUCAUCCAUAGAAGAAUGUUACUAGUCAGUGGCUAAAAAUGAUAUUCUCUUCACAUUGCCGGGGUGGUAUGCUCUUGUACCUGCUAUGAGCAAGGUUUCCAAGCUUUACAAACGCUUCAUAUCACCUUCGAAUUCAACCCUGCAUGUUUUAUCAUAUAAUAUUCUGUGUGUACUUGUGUAGAUUUGGAUAAUGAAUUAGAGAGAUAAUAACAAAAUGCAUUUGCUGAGAGAAAGCAGGAGAUGAAAAUACAUCGUGUCCAUGUAUUCUAUCAUUAAUUCAUGAUGAUAAUUUCAUAUCAAAUUCUUUCAGUGAGAUUGCAUGAUUAUUGAUAAAGUAAUCACAUGUUUUCCCAAUUCAUAGUCCAUCUAUGAAAGAAUUACGUACUUAUAUGCAUAUGUAUGUCAUGAGUGUUUGAUGAAUGUAAAGCAUUGAAGAAUAUAGUGAUUGUAUUAUUUAGAGAAAAAGGGAUAUUGUAUUUCUGAUAUAUUCAUGUCUGAUUCUGUACAUACAACAAGAAUUAUGUACAUUUCUUUCUCAGGGUGUAUUAUGCAAUGAAGUCAAAGCCUAGAUUACAGUUUUUCUCUUCUAUUUGGGAAUAUCAUACUUAUGUGGGUUUUAGUACCUCUCAUUAUACAUUCAUAUUUAGACAAAAGAUUUUUUAUUGCAACUGGUAAUUUAUGGAUCAUACAUAUUCUUUUAGAAGAUUGUAAUUCAUUUUAUUAGACUAGAUUUUCUAACACAUGAAAAUGUACAUUAUCCACGGAUACUGUGUAAUUUGAAUUAAUGUGCAUCAUUUCCAUGUGUCUAUCAGAUUUCAAUGCUCUAUAAGGAUUAAAUUGAGAUGCCCAACUACUUGUGUUGAAGCAAGAGAUAUGGAAACGAUAUGUGGACCUUCAUUGGGCACUUGAAAAAAAAAACUUGUUCCAGCGUAACUUACAAACAGGUUCAGGAAACAUCCCCUGUGCUUGGUCAAAAAAAAAAGAUAACUUAAUUCAAAUUACCUCAAAGGUAUGACCCAUCAUCCUAACAAAUGGUAAUUAUUUGCUUCCAUUUACCAUAUCUAUUAUUAUAUAUUGCCUACUUACAUGUAGCUUGCUCUACACAAUAAUAAUAAUAGCCAAUUUUUAUAAAGCGCUUUUCCCAGAAUGGCUCUAAGCGCUUUACAGCAUAUUAUUACCCCGUCAUUAGAUUCAUUUCAAUCCCGCACGAAAAGUGCACAAUUUCCACUCCCUGGGGAGCAUUCAUUGCUGCCUAAUGGCGCUGGCAAAUUAAAAUAUACAAUAUCUUUUGCAUCCUACCAGGUACCCAUUUAGCACCUGGGUCGAGAGUGGCUAAGUGUGGAUUAACGCCUUGCAAAAGGACGCUAUACCGUGGUGGGAUUCGAACACACGACCCUCUGUUUACAAGGCGAGAGUCAGAACCACUACACCACGGCCCUUACACAAGCAAAUAGAGGGUUGAAUACACAACAUACCAUUGCACAGGUAUCGUCCAAAGUGUACCGUUGCAUGGUUUAGUAUGUGACAUCACAAUACAGUCCAAUUCAGUUCACUAGGUAUAAGGCAGUACCGUAGGCGUAGGGUCUACCUGCGCACUUCUGCUGCAGGUAUGAUGCAUGCUUGAGAUGAAUCUCGCAGACAUUUUUUUUUUUUUUUUUUUUUGCUUUCAAUCAUGGAUUGACUUAGGGAAAAUCCAUCAUUUUUUUUUCCUAUUUCCAGCGUUGUACAAUCCAAAUAGCCAAUAUUCUUACUCAUGCAAUGCUUCAAGAUAUCACAUUCUGUGAGAGAGAGAGGCACUAUUCAAUAAAGCAUAGCUGAGUUUAAUAGUGUAUCUUUUUUUCACCGAAUGUGAAAUCUUUUACCAUUGCACUCAUGCCUAUUGGCUAUUUGUAUGCCAGCUGUCAUGUUGGGUUGUGUAGAUCUUGAAUCAAUGGCCAUAGAGAAAAUGCACUGGAUUGUUGUUGCAAGAAAUUCCUGUUCAUUUUGGUCGUAAAAAAAUCAGUCACAAAUCUUAUGAUUGAUUGAUGGAGUGUUUCUUACAAACAGACAGCAUGGACUGAAUGGUUGGAAUAGAAUAAUUUUCACAUUUGUCUUCAAUUGCAAACAAGCUUCUUGCAACAGAGUUCUUGAAGCUGAUUUUCAAGUCACCUUGCCUGGUAUGUAUAGAAGAUUACACUCAUAGAUCGCCAUAAUGAAGUCUGGUCUGAAGGUAUGAUUUAACUAUGGAUAGCCAAUUGUGACAUAAAUCUCUAACAGUAGAUGUUCAUAAUGUCAGCUCUUUUGACUCUCAAAUCAUUCUUAACUGUCUGGGAAGGAUAAAUAAGAUAAUUGUCUUCACCAUUAAAGAAUUAGGAAAGAGCACAUUAAACAGAAGCAUACUAUGUGAAUAAAUUUUGACAUGCUUGGCUUCCCAUAAUUUUAGCACAGUUCAGAAUGCGGGCCACAAGAUUUUUAUGAUGCAUAUUUUAUGCUCACACAAUCCUCCAGUGUUCAAUUAACGUAUCUUUUGUGUUACAGGUUCAAUUAAAAAAACAGAUUUAAUUAAGCAUUUAUGACAUCACACUUUAAUUCCCAAACACUUUGGUCUCUAUAAACUCAGUAAUUUCAUUUCUUUUGUAUUUCAUGUACAUCUAAACAUCUAAACAGUUUUCAGCUUAAACAUAACCAUUGUCAUUUUCAUGUGGGAAAGAGAGUAUAGAGCAAUAUAUAUGUAAACUACAUCUUUUGAACUGUUAUUUGCUAAUGUUGUUAAGCAAACAAUUAUUGUCUGUAUGAAAUGAGAUUUGUAUAAGAUAUCAAGAAUUGUGAUGGUAAGAAUGCAAAGAGAAGAGAGAUAGAAAGAGGAAGAGAGAUUGAAAGAGAGAUAGAAAGAGAAGGAGAGAUAGAGUGAGAAGGAGGGGGAGAGAGAAAGGAACUGUACAGAUUAUACUUGAAAUCUUCUUGAUUUUUACAUGUCUACCAUUGUCACGAACAUAUAAUCUUUAUAGUCAACUCUUCUGUUAAAAAUAAUAAAUAUCUUAGCCAUAAAAGGCUAGAUAUGCAACAUUA